This is a messenger RNA of Angiostrongylus costaricensis, 468 nucleotides long. The record is from the annotation of a GenBank genome assembly. Lineage: Eukaryota; Metazoa; Nematoda; Chromadorea; Rhabditida; Metastrongylidae.
AUGCGUUUCCUCUUCGAAGCACCACCACCGUACGAGGAAACUGACGUCGCUACUCCAACAUCGUCUGGCGAGCGACGGCGAAUGGUGUCUAUGAAAUUGCCCGAACUUCUCUUACAUAAGGUCGCCGAUACUCGUCUAAUUGAAGUGCUGCGUUCUAAACAUACUUCUUCCCAGAAAGCUGCUCCACUGAAUCCGAGCACUUCAGAAGCCGAAGGACCCUCAACAAUUUCGACAUCACGGCUAAAGCAUGUCAAUAACUCCAUUUCUUCUACUCCAGCCAUUCCUACAACCCAAAGAUCACUCAGUGGUCCAACUACUCCUACACCGACGCCACACACACAAGGGACCUCUUCGGCGAAGAUGACUUCUAUGGUCACGAAUAUUUCUACAGUGUCUUCUGUGACAACAAAGGAGAGCCAACAACACGAAAAUGCGGGUAGAAACUCUGCCGAGACGGUAGGUGCCUGA